This is a messenger RNA of Cladocopium goreaui, 2121 nucleotides long. Lineage: Eukaryota; Dinophyceae; Suessiales; Symbiodiniaceae. The record is from the annotation of a GenBank genome assembly.
AUGAGCCAUGCACACAGCAUUGCGCUGACCCUGCUGCCGAGCCAUCUGCAUUCCUUGGCUUUGGUCUUCAACCGCCGUGGCCAGCAGACUUUGUAUCUUUUGAAAUCUGAACUUGAUACUGGUCGCAUCUAUGAUCCCAACGGAUGGAUCCACUGGAAGUAUUGCAGCGUGGCCAAAGAAGGUUUCAAUCCUGGUGUUCGGCCUGAAGCCGAGAAGGGAGCCGGUGGCAGACACUUGGGGAUUGUCAAGUGCACUCUGCCAAGCGGCAGCGUACUGGCUGACCCGGAGGAGAUUGCUUUGGAGCUCCCGGGCUUCAGGGUGCAAAACCACAAUCUGCAGUGGUUGCUGAAGAGUUCUCACUAUGAUGAAGCUGCCAACAGGAACGUGAUGCGGAACCCUGGUCUUCACAAGGAUGUAUCAUGGGGCGUUCUCAGGCACAAGAUGCUGCCACGUGUCCUGCUCUACAUUCUGUCUCAGCCGUGUGAUCUGGUGAAAGUGAGGAUCUUUGAAGAACCUGAUGCUGAUGAUGGUGUUCCGCCGGAUGGUGUUCUUCCUGAUGGUGUUCCUGCUGUGGAUGGCUCUACUGCUGUGGAUGAUGGUGAUGCAGUCAUGCCACCACCUCCAGGGCCCAUGCCACCGAAUCAUCCUCCUCCACAAGGUGAUGCAGUCAUGAGGCAUGUGCUGCAUUACAUGUGGGCUCCUCACGAGUUCAAGGCUUUGCAGCCGUGGAUCCAAAAGGUGAAAAAGAAUGAGAAGGAGGAGACAAAAGGGCCGCCCCAGAAGAUGCUUUGCACUCCAUACGAGAAGCAGCUGAAGAAGAUGCCAGGUGAUCUUACUAUGCUCAAGGAGGUGCUCCAUUCGAUGCAGCUGCUGAAAGCUGACGCUGCAGUGUUUGAGGGUGAGUUGCAUCCAGGUGAUGCUGUGUUCACGGCCUUGUCUGGAAGCAAUCAUGAGGUUUCAGUGGCCAACGCAAUGGCUUUGCAAUCCUGGUUCCAAGAAUAUGCUCAGAUGCGUGCUUCAAAGGGUCGUCAAGUUGCCUUCAAAGAAAUCAGCAGUUUUGCCAUUGAUGCGGAGAUGGAUGGCGAUGUGGUCAAGAUUCCCAUAAUCGCUCUGGUGCAGAGCCUUCCGACCGAUGGGCUGCCGGUCCUUGAAGACUGGCUGACAGUCUGGGAACAGAUGGUGUUUGCUGGAGUCGACUUGGCUCGUAAAAUGGAAGUCAAACCCUUGAGCAUCGACAUUGUGAAGGGCUUACUGAAGGACCCAAAGUUCAAGAAAGGAGAUUUGAAAUAUUUGAAAAAUUUGAGAAAGAAAGAUUUGAGCCCCAACAGCCAGGAGAUGUUGAAGAAAGUUCGCAAAGCUCGGAAUGUUCAGAAUUGGACCGCUUGGCGCAACAAGUAUGCCUCAAAGGGUGUGCCCAAAUCUUGGGGCGCUGAUGGAGCUGCAGGUUCAAGCUCAGUUGGAGAGCCAGUUCAUGCAGAGCCAGUUCCUGCAGACCCGUACCAGCCGCUCACCCUCAAGGAUGCCAGGGAAAAGUUCAUGAAAGACUUCCUGAAGGAGAAUAAGGAGGGGACCGUUCAAGAGAAGUUCAAGGCAGGCAACAAAGCCUGGAUGGAGAGUGAAAUCAGGGCUCGUAUCAUGGCAGCCAAAGCGGGCAUCGGAUCUGUAGUGGGUCCAAACGAGAAAGCCGCGGUCAAGGAGCGUAGUUUUCUGCUUCCAGAGGAGCCAUUGCCACCUCCAGAGGAGGGUUGUUUUCCAGAGGAGCCAUUGCCAGAGGAGCGUUUUCUGCUUCCAGAGGAGCCAUUGCCACCUCCAGUGCAGCCAGUGGAAAACUUGCCACCUCCAGUGCAGCCAGUAGAAAACUUGCCACUUCGAGUACAGCCAGAGUUGCCACUGACAAACUUGCCACCUCUAGAUUCAGAGUGGCCGCCAUUGGAUUCCGAUUCAGAUUGUGAUGCAGAAACCAGUGACAGCCUUGUGGUACACUGCUCUGAUUCGGACGUCUUUGAGCGCUUGACCUGGGUCCAUCAUCAAGGUGAUUGGAGAUGUGUGAUGACCAAGCAUGUUCAAGAGAUCGCAAUGAACCUGGAUUUGCAUGAGACUAUGGAUUGGUUGGAAUAUUGA